GUGUACGUGUUUUGGCUACAGUGCGAAACGCUUGGAAGUUUUGUGUGCUGCCUUCAAAAGCGGCAGAAAAAAAUCUGUUUAAAAAUACCAGCAUCAAUUUCAUGUCUAGUCUUUCUCAGGGACCCUGAGUCAGGGUGCCACUUCGUAGCGCAGCAUAAUUCUUUUAGUGGUAAAAGUUUAGUCGCGAGUGUCUAGUGUAAAUUGUGUGUCUAUUAGUUAAACCCCGUUAAACUGUGAAGUGACGAUUUGUUUUAGCAUCAUUUAUAAUGAUUCAUUGGGGCAUGCUUGCUGCAAUCAAAUGAGGAUUACGUCAAUUCACUCGCUUUCUUUCCCGUAGUGCCAUUGCGAUAAUUAGUAGUGAUUCAUUGAUAGCACCCAAGUGUUUCGUGAAUAGUGUAUUAGCAGUAGCGACAACGCGAAAAAAAAUCGUGCAGAAUCUAUUCGCGGUUAUAUGAAAGCCUAACAACCGUCCAGGAGCCAGUUUAGGUUUCUGUAUUUGAUGCAAGAGAGCAUUUUUGUUCUGACCUUCCACUAACUCGAUCCGAUCCACUCAUCAACCAUGAAUCAACCACCAUCUGCACCAGGCGGAGGAUACGCUCCGUAUGCGCCUUACCCACCAGGACCAAUCGUGGAUGACAAAUCGGGACAGCAAGCACCGUACGCUCCUCCGUAUCCCGCUUAUCCACCGACGCAACAGGAUAAUGCCAUGUGGUAUCCACCGGCAGGUCAGUCGCCGUAUCCGCCAGGUCCGAUGGUGGGAGUCUAUCCGCCUCAAGCUUACUACUUUCAGCCGUCACCGUAUCCACCGGCCGGUCCGCCAACAAUGCAGUAUGCUCCGGCACAACCGUACGGUGCAUAUCCUCAGCCGGUAAUGAUUCAACCAGGUAUGCCGAUGCAACAAACGCCUCCGAUGGUGGCGCCUCCAGGAGCUCCCGGACAGCAGCCAACUGGUGGCUGGAUGACUAUUCCGCAAGGAAUACCGAACUGUCCUCCCGGCUUGGAAUACCUUACGUCCAUUGAUCAGCUGCUGGUGCAUCAGAAGGUCGAGCUGCUGGAAGCAUUCACCGGAUUCGAAACAGCCAACAAGUACACAGUCAAAAAUACUAUGGGCCAGAAGGUGUACUGGGCUGUUGAAGACACCGAUUGCUGCACCCGGAACUGUUGCGGACCUGCUCGACCAUUCGAUAUGAAAAUUUUGGAUCACUAUCAGAAUGAGGUACUGCACUUCAAUCGACCGCUACGAUGCCAAUCGUGCUGUUUUCCAUGCUGUUUGCAAACCCUGGAGGUUUCGGCACCACCUGGUAACGUAAUUGGCACUGUAGAGCAGAACUGGUCCAUUUUUACGCCCCAGUUUAGCAUCAAGGACCAGACAGGGAAUACGGUACUUAAAAUAGAGGGUCCGUUUUGUACUUUUAGUAUUUGUGGUGAUGUGGAGUUUAAGGUUGUUACGAACGAAGGAAAUCAGGUGGGAAAAAUUUCCAAACAAUGGUCUGGAUUUGCACGCGAAGUCUUCACUGAUUCCGACCACUUUGGUAUCAAUUUCCCAAUGGAUAUUGAUGCUAGGGUAAAAGCAACCCUAUUGGGUGCUUUAUUCCUUAUCGAUUAUAUUUUCUUCGAAAAAUCUGGAAACAAGGAAGCGGACCGUCCGGGAAUGCUUUAAACACCUAAGAAUAUUUACCCCCUAACAUGUUAAUAUGUUAAUCGCUUCAUAUAUAUCCCUCGUGAAUGGCAUAACAAUGUCGGAAAGUGACUGGAACGCAACACAAAUUGUUAUUUGUUUUCAGAAACGAAGGAAGUGUUCUUGAAUCAUACUCGUUUCAUGUACCUAUACGUGGCGUGCAAAUACUGUGCAGUGUACGCGUGCUUCUGAUGCUUCACCAGCUGAUCUAAAUUAUUGGAUGAGAAGGAAAGUACGUAUUUUAGUGCCAGGGAAAUUACCUUUAAGUUACCGUUACGCACUUAAAGCUUUUCAACUAUCAUAAAUCUAGCUUUUGUUUUCACGUUUCGUCAUUAUUUUUUUAAAAAAAGCAACGAUAGUGCUUAUCCUGAUUGACAGAUGACACAAAACAAUCUCAGAUAAUCUGUAAUAAAGAUAUAUCUACUCGCAUAGUUGACUAUUUAGAAACAAAUGCGAAAAUACUGUAAUGCAUAAAAAUGUUAUCGAUAAUACCAACAUGUACCGGAAGUACUAUUUACCACAUUAAUUACCGACUAGAUUAUAACUUGAGGAGUACAUGGUAUAUGUAGCACAAACUUGAUGAAGUCAUAAUUUUGAUACGCUCUUUUUAUCUUCCAUUAUUCGAGAAGAGUCAUAUUUAACCGGCUCUCCAACAAAUGCAAAUAAACUGUUAAGCUAUUUGUAAUCGAAACGAUCAA
Molecule: messenger RNA, 2376 nt
Organism: Wyeomyia smithii (pitcher-plant mosquito)
Lineage: Eukaryota; Metazoa; Arthropoda; Insecta; Diptera; Culicidae
Product: phospholipid scramblase 1-like
Exons: 6
Coding region: 560-1660 (366 amino acids)
Biological process (GO): plasma membrane phospholipid scrambling
Cellular component (GO): plasma membrane
Molecular function (GO): phospholipid scramblase activity
Source: RefSeq, a predicted model, not a curated record